This is a messenger RNA of Ustilaginoidea virens, 1671 nucleotides long. RefSeq lists its product as uncharacterized. Bases 1 to 1671 code for a protein of 556 amino acids. The transcript has 2 exons. Lineage: Eukaryota; Fungi; Ascomycota; Sordariomycetes; Hypocreales; Clavicipitaceae. Gene Ontology annotation, biological process: prolyl-tRNA aminoacylation. The record is from RefSeq and is a predicted model, not a curated record. Gene Ontology annotation, molecular function: ATP binding; proline-tRNA ligase activity. Gene Ontology annotation, cellular component: cytoplasm; aminoacyl-tRNA synthetase multienzyme complex.
AUGGAAGCCUCUGCGGAGCAGUCCAAGAGUGCCUUGAAGAAGGCAGAGAAGCAGGCCAAGCUCGCUGCUGAAAAGGCCGCCAAGGCCGCCAAGAAGUCGAACCUUCCCGUCGUCGGAGGCAAGAAGACGGACGACAUCAUUGGAAUCACAAGCCUCAAGGCCGAGAAUUUCUCAGCAUGGUAUCAAGAGGUGGUCCUCAAGGCCGAAAUGGUCGAAUACUACCAGGAGAUAUCGGGCUUUUUCGUCUUGCGCCCUCUGUCCAUGUAUAUCUGGAACACCAUUCGAAAAUGGUUCCAGGAACGCAUUGAAGAGAUGGGCGUGGAGGAAACUAGCUUCCCCCUUUUCCUUUCCAAGGCCUCGCUGGACAAGGAAAAGGAUCACGUCGAGGGUUUUGCCCCCGAACUUGCUUGGGUCGAAAGGGCCGGAGACAAGAAGCUAGAGGUCCCCGUCGCAAUCCGUCCGACUUCCGAGGCGGUCAUGUACCCAUACUACUCGAAGUGGAUUCGCAGCCACCGGGAUCUCCCUCUGCGACUGAACCAAUGGAACUCCGUUGUGCGCUGGGAAGCCAAGCAGACCACUCCCUUCCUCCGCACUCGAGAGUUUCUUUGGCAAGAGGGCCACACGGCUCAUUUGACCGAGGAACUGGCCAGCAAGGAAGUGCUGGAGAUUUUGGAGCUGUACGCAGGUGUGUACGAGCAACUUCUUGCGGUUCCUGUUGUUCGUGGCAAGAAGACGGAGAACGAGAAGUUUGCCGGAGGUUAUUACACCACCACGGUUGAAGGAUAUAUUCCCUCCAACGGUCGAGGCAUCCAAGGAGCAACUUCUCACGCUCUGGGGCAAAACUUCAGCAGGAUGUUUCAAAUCUCAGUCGAGGACCCCCAGAACAAGGGGCAGCAUGUCAAUGUCUGGCAAAACUCCUGGGGUCUUUCCACGCGGGUCAUUGGCGUAAUGGUCAUGGUUCACGGCGAUGAUAAAGGUCUCGUCCUUCCUCCUCGCAUCGCUCAGAUCCAAGCAAUUCUCGUCCCCGUGGGCAUCAACAAGAACACGACCCCUGAAGACAGGAAAAAACACGAAGAGCAGAUGGACAGCAUGCGCGCGACCUUGAAAAAAGCCGGGGUCCGCGCCGAUUCGGAUUGGAGAGAGGGCUACACGCCCGCGUGGAAGUUUAACGAUUGGGAGAUGAAAGGCGUGCCGUUGCGGCUCGAGUUUGGCCCCAAGGAUGCCGCCAAGGAAGUCGUUUCCUUCGCUCGACGCGACACGGGUGACAAGGGCACCAUUCCUAUCACUGACCUCGCCACCAAGAUCCCCGAGCUUCUGGAAACUAUCCAGGCAGACAUGUACAGGAAGGCAGAGUCUGCCUUUAGAGAGCAUCGCCAGAAGAUUACCAAUUGGGAAGACGUCCUCCCAGCCCUUGAUGCGAAGAAUGUCGUCCUCAUUCCCUUUUGCUUGGACGGCAAGUGCGAGGAUCGCAUCAAGGAGCUGACGACCAGGGCAGAUGACGACCGAGAUGUGCCCGAAAACCAAAAGCUUCCUUCAAUGGGUAUGAAGAGUCUCUGCAUCCCAUUCGAGCAGCCUGAAGGAGACGAGCUGGUUCCGGGCGAGACGAGCUGUCUAAACCCCGAGUGCCAGGGCAAGGCCCAGAAAUGGGUCAUGUUCGGCAGGAGCUAUUAG